UACAAGGUGAGGGAUCAUUUGACCUCGCCCCAGCAGCAGGCAGCUACAACACAUAUCUCUCUAACAUGUCCAGGAAAGCUCUGCUGAUUUUGGAGGGUCUGCCGGACGACCUCGACCGCCUCCGACCCAAACUGGACCUGUACUUCAGAAACAAACGGCGGUCCGGUGGCGAAGUAUGCGAGAUCCAGGAUGACCCCGCGGACAAGAGAAAAGCCCUGCUGGUCUAUGACGACGAUGAAGCCCCGCAGAAGGUUUUGUCCAAAGGACCCCAUCAGAUUGACUUUAAGGGGCCGCUGGGAGUGGUGGAGCUCCGACUCUCACUGGCAGGAGAGCCGGACACUGGGGUGGAGGAGGAGAAAAAGAUCCACUUGUUGAACUCCGCGGCCAGUCAACCGGACGGAGAAAAGGCGUUACAGUCAGAAGUGGACUGUCAGGCUGGUUCAGCGCACCACGAGGGCCCAAAAGCAGACACGCUCUCGCUGCUCGUCACGAGUGAACACAAGAGAGAGUUCCUUGAGAUGUAUUUUGAACAGUUUGCGGCAGAACCCAGUCUGAUUAAACACGGGACGAAUACCUGGAUCCUCCAGCUGGCCAGUAAAGCAGACAUGGAGAAAGUCUGUGCCAAAGAAGGGCAUGGCUAUGGGAUCUCCACGGUGGUCUACACAGCCGAAGGACGGUUUGACCCUAGACGGUUUGUCCUGAGUGGCUUCGAUGACGGCUGCACCACGAGCUUCGUCUCUGUGUACAUCGGCAGCUGCAGCAGUGGGGCUGAGCACACCUGGGAGACCCUCGACGAUGGAGACAGGAUAGUGGUCACCUUCAAACAGGACAUUGAUGUAAGCCACUUCCUGAAGAGGUGUUCCACAAAGACGUUCGAGGACAGAGAGAUUGAGGCCCGUCGUCUGGAGUUCACCGACUCGGUUCUUGUCCAAGGAGACAUGAGCCAAAUCUCAGAAGACACCCUCCACCUGUACUUCUCUAAUAACAAAAGCAGAGGGGGCAAUGUCAAGUCCCUUACCUGGGUCAGCAUGAAUAGGAGCGUCGUCAUCACAUUUGAAGAGUGUCAUGUUGCGUACAGGGUGGCAGAUCACAAGCACACUCUCACCGGACAGCAACUUGUUGCUCAGCUUUUCUACUCCAACCUACUGAUGGUUUUGACGGGAAAAACAGCCAUCCAGCCAAAUAUUCCAACUACUACAGUCAUGGCUGUCAGUGCAGACCUCCUACGUUUUAUAAAUUUCAAUGAGACUUGCAACCAGGAAUUCAUGUUGGCACUCAAAAAGGUCAAUACGAGGGUAUCCGUAAAGAUGGACGCUGACCCUCCUCAGUUGGAACUGAGUUUCUCCAUGGAAGAACAGUCCCUGGGGAUGCUCCGGCAGGGCCAUUCCUGGCAAAAAUAUGCUCUGAGGGAGGCUCAGGCGCAGUUGGAGAGAUACAUGGAGGAUCGGAUACCUACGGAGGUGGAGGCUUGGAGGGAAAUUGAGGCUAGUUGCCUUGAGCUCAGCACUGCCAAUGCCCUUAUCUCGUUUGAGAGCUGCACAUCUGAAAUAGUGGUGGUUGGGUUUAAAGCUGAUGUGAAAAUAGUUCUACAUACUAUAAAAAGUAUGGUGGAAAAGGCAAGUGAUGAGCUCCAAAUAAAGAGAGACACAACAGAGAAAAAAAUUUGCCUGAACUCUAAGGAAGAACUGGAGCUCAUCUGCAAUCUUGUCUCCGACAAAAUAAUAGAUGACGUGGUACUGUCCAAAGAUGAGAAAACCUUUACCAUAUAUCUGAAGGGCCUAAGGAAUAAGGUGAACACAGUUGAAGGGCUCCUCAAAGAAGUCCAAAAUAAUGUAGUUUCCUCAAAGCUUGAUCUCUCCCCUCACAUGACGAAGUUCAUGAAGUCACUUGACUUGAAGAAAUUCCACAAUGACCACUUCACUCAAAACAACAUCAUGGCUGUAUUGCUUCCUGUUGAGCAGUCCUUUCAGAUCCUCGCUGACAAGGCUGAUGUCCACAGAGCUGAGGACAAACUCAGUGAAGUCAUCGAGGUUCAAGUAAUUGAAUUGUCUACAGACCAAGUCAAUGUCACCAGGGGUCAACAAUGGAAACAGUAUUUCUACGCACUCAAAGAGGAUCUUAAAUCCAGCCAGAACCAUGAAAGUGUUAUCAUCACAUUAUCAGAUGAUGAGAUUAACGUUUGCGGAUUCUCCUAUGUAGUAUCAGAUGUGGUAAGCAAGGUGAGGGAAUACUUGCAAAACAAGAAGCCAGUAACCAUAGACAUCCCAUUGAAAUCGGUGCUGGAGGUGAACUUUAUCAAGUCUUGCAUGAAGUUCUCAGAUGACCCCGACUUCAAGGCUUUGGGUGCCAAAGUGUUGUACUGCAAAACUCCAGGAUUGCCCUGCCUAAAGGUCACAGCAGCCAGUGACCAAAUCAAACAGGCUACAGAUAUGGUGACACUCAAGAAAAGUAAAAUAAUAACAGAGAAGCUAAUUUACUUGAAAGCUGGAGAGGCAAAGAUCCUGGAGAAAAAUCAACUGAUCCUAAUGGCCCAGGCCAAUUUGUUGGGUUGUGAUCUCUCUCUAUCACAAUCAACAACUGUUAACAAUCAACAAUACAGCUAUAAACUGUCCGUUGGUGUCACAUUGACCCUUGGUCAGGGUGAUAUUUCCCAGUACACCUCAGAUGCUUUGGUCUGCCCACUAAGCAGCCUGUCAUUUGACAACCCCAUUGCACAACAGUUCCUACAGUUUGGUGGGCCAGAAAUUAAGAGGGUGGUUAACAAGUUACAGAAAGAGAAACAGAGUCUUGUGGCAGGGAAUGCAGUCUUAACUGACCCUGGCAGUCUCAAAUCCAAGAAGCUGAUAUACGCUAUUGUCCCUGUUCAGACAAAGGAUUCUUCAUCUCUUAACAGAACCUGCCUACAAGCAGUGGUCCGAGAGAGUCUUGUGAAAGCAGCCAACCAUAAGUGUGUUUCAAUAGCCAUGCCAGCACUGGGAUGCGGUACCUUUGGGUUUCCUGUGAAGGAGAGCUGCCAAGCCAUGAUUAAUGGAAUCCUAAACAUUGUCUCUUUGGGUCAUACAACCUUGACAAACAUUUAUAUGAUUGACUCUGAUGCCACUGUAGUAACAGAAUUCAAAUCAGCUAUUGAGGGAUCAGGUUAUGAGCAAACGGUUGGGCCAAGCGUAUCACCAGCAACUGAAACCUCACGUGGCACCUCAGCUCCAUUACUUGCACCAAAACCAACAUCAAGUAGUAAAGUGAUUGGAGGAGUUUCUGUGUUUCUGAAGAAAGGAGACAUUACUAAGGAGACGGUGGAUGUUAUUGUGAAUUCAACCAACAUGAAUCUAAAUCUUAACACCGGUGUAUCUGGAGCCAUCCUUGAAGCCGCAGGAGCAUUUGUUAAGGAAGAAUGCAAGCAACAUGGAACCCAGAGGGCUGAUGGUGUUGUGCUCACAGGUGGUGGCCGGCUGGCCUGUAAACACAUUGCUCACAUGGUUGGACCUAAAAACGCUGCUGAUAUUGCUACUUCCAUAGAGAAAGUCCUUCAGCUGUGUGAGAGUAAAAUGGCUACCACGAUAGCUAUUCCUACAAUUGGCACAGGAAAAGGUGGCAUUGACCUGAAGAACUCAACCAAGGCCAUUCUGAAGGGUCUGAAAAACCAUUUAUCACAGACGGCUUCCUCUUGUCUUAAAAGGCUCUUCUUAGUGGCCUUUGAAGACCAGGUUUUAGCCUCCAUGAAGGAUUAUUUCAACAAAAUUAACAGGCCAAAGAAAAAAAGCCAGGCGACAGCCGCAUCAGCAGGCACCCACCCCAGUCCUCACCCAAAACAAGUGAGGAUCCACGGUGUAUGGGUUGAAGUGAGGAAAGGAGACAUAACUAAGGAAAGUGUCAAAUGCAUUGUAAAUACCACUACUGCUGACAUCCAUUCACGAGGUGUCUCUGCUGCCAUUUUAAGAGAAGCAGGAAGCACAGUUCAGCAAGAGUGCCAAAAAAUCUGGCCCCUGAAAGGCAAUGACGCUGCAGUGACCAGUGCUGGAGCCCUACAGUGUGACUUCAUCAUCCAUAUACGUGGGCCUCACUCUGUAGCCAAGGCCACUGUUCGAGUCAUGAAAGUGCUGGAACGCUGUGAGGAGAAAAACAUCACCACCGUGUCUUUCCCCGCAAUUGGAGCUGGUGGUGGGGGUCUGUCCAGCUCAGAGUCUAUUGGCGGCAUACUGCAGGGCAUCAAAUACCAUCUAUCAAAGCGGGCCUCCAGUGUCCUAAGACUUAUCUACAUCGUCAUUAAUUAUGACAAAAACCUACAGGAAUAUCUGCAAGGCCUCAAGCAGUGGAACUCAAAUGAGGAAAUGCCGAACGAUACGGAUGAAGAUAGUGAUGAGUCCACAUCCUCAGAGGAAUACGAUGACACCUGGGGUCAGACACCAAACCCAAGUGAGGCCCUGGUAGGACCACUGAGAGUCAGGGUGAUUUGUGGUGACAUCACCAAAGAAAAAACGGAUGCGGUUGUCAGCAGCACCAACACCAGCCUCAAUCGACGUUCAGGUGUGUCAGGAGCCAUCCUAAAAGCAGCUGGACACACAGUGGUUGAUGAGUGCGAAAUUCUCGGAACUCAACCCAAAGAUGGCGUCGUCAUCACCAAACCUGGCAACCUCACAACAAGGCACAUCAUUCACAUGGUGGGCCCGACUGAGGAGAAGGCCAUCACCAACUCUAUGCUCAAAGUCCUAAAGAUGUGCGAGGACCACAAACUCCAGUCUGUCUCUUUCCCGGCACUGGGCACAGGUGCUGGAAACCUGAAGACACCGGAGGUUGGAAAUGCAAUGGUCACUGCAAUUGAACAUUUCUUAACAAUGACCAAAACACCAUCACUUACAGCUAUUCACCUUGUCAUAUUCCAACCGGAGAUGAUGAAGAGUUUCCAGGAAGUGCUGAAAAAAAUGAAGAAACCGACUCCUAAGCCAGCUGCAACCAGUAAGAUGUGUAAAUUCCCCAAUAUGCCGGGUGCAACGCAGAGCACCUCCGCCGUCUCUCCCAUCCAACACCCUGUCCUGUGUUUAGCCAGUGCCUGCAAAGCAGUGUCCUUCCCCGCAAUGCACGCUGAGGUGCUCGGGUGCUCAGUCACCAACCUGGCCCAAAUGAAGAAGAUGAUGGACAACCAGAUCUCCCAAGAGUACCACAGUGUGGAACUGCCCUCUAGCCAGUUUCCCCUCCUCUUGGAGGCAGAGAAGCGGACAAUCGUGGAGCUGAGCCAGAAGAACCAGGUGUGUGUCCUUUUGUCUACCCGGGACAAGGCCACCAUCUCGGGGAAGAGAGAUGAUGUUCUGGACAUGGUCGUGCAGAUUAAGACCUUACUGGAGGAGGCGGAAAAAAGGGAGAGAAGGAAGGAAGAGGUGAGGCGGCUGCAGGAGACAGUGCGUUGGGAGGUCAGGGAAGGUGAGACCUGGCAAGAGCUGGACAAGAGUGUCAGUGUGGACUUGGAGCACGCCUGGCUAGAUAAACGGGCUAGCGUUAACUACAAACACCAGGGGAAGAUGUACACUGUAGACCUAAAGACCAUGCAGCGCAGAGACCACAAAGGAACCAUCACAACUAUCAACAGAACUCUAAAAACAAAUUCUGACACAGUUGUAAUUCGGCCCCCACCAACUUGGACCAGAAUGGACAACAAACAAUUGGACAUAGUGGACCUGGAUCCAACCUCAGAGGAAUAUAAGAAAGUUGAGAAAAAAAUCAUUCAGACGUCAAGAACUCCAAACUUUGUUACUCAAUCUACCAUUAAAGUAGUCAAGAUCCAAAGGAUUCAGAAUAAAGGCCUGUGGCAGAUGUAUGCAGUGAAGAAGCAAGCACUGGAUAAGAAACAUCCCACGAACAAGAAUGAGAUGAACCUCUACCACGGCACCACUGCAGAGAUCUGCCAGAGAAUCAACACAAACGGCUUCAACAGGAGCUUCUGUGGGAGAAAUGCCAGUUCGUACGGAGAGGGAACCUACUUCGCCAAGGAAUCGUGGUACUCCUGCCAGGACAGUUACUCGGACCCGGACGCGAGCGGCUUGAAGCACGUGUACCAGGCACGGGUCCUGGUGGGCAGAGUGUGCAAGGGGGUUGCCGGGAUGAAGGAGCCAAAGCCGCUGGACCCCAGAGACCCACUCGCCGGCCUGCACGACUGUGCUGUAGACAACCCGCACUGCCCCUUCAUCUACGUGGUGUUCUGCGAUGCCGGGGCUUACCCGGAAUACCUCAUCAGCUUCAAGACUUCAUGAGAGAGAUGUCGGGGCGCCAGGAGAAAAUGAAACACUGCUCCUUUGCCUUUCUCAACUCAGUCUUUUUUUUAUAUACUAAAUAUUCUUUGAUAUGUUGAUAAUGUGAUGACACGUAAUAAUCGGUGCUCAAGUUGCACACACAAGUGCCCUUAAUGAUUUAUUUUUAGCAACGAGUAUGACUGGUGUUAAUUCUGAUUUUGCUGCUUAUUGUUCUGGGUUGGGGUUUUUUUCUUUUUCCCCCCACAAUUGUACUUGGCGAAUUACCCCCACUCUUCGAGCCGUCCCGGUCGCUGCUCCAUCCCCAAUGCCGAUCCACAGAGGGCUGCAGACUACCACAUGCCUCCUCUCAUACAUGUGGAGUCACCAGCCGCUUCUUUUCACCUGACAGUGAGGAGUUUCGCCAGGGGGAUAUAGCGCGUGGGAGGAUCACGUUAUUCCCCAGCCCCCCCCCCGAACAGGCGCCCCGAUCGACCAGAGGAGGCGCUAGUGCAGCGACUAGGACACAUACCCACACCCGGCUUCCCACCCGCAGACAUGGCCAAUUGUGUCUGUAGGGACACCCGACCAAGCCGGAGGUAACAUGGGGAUUCGAACCGCCGAUCGCUGUGUUGGUAGGCAACGGAGUAGACCGCUACGCUAUGCUACCUUAGUGUUAAUGGACAAAUGAAUUUGUUGACAAACUGAGGAAUUACAGAAUGAUUUCGAUUGCCCAUGAAGAAUUUUAUAAAUAUGAAAUGAGCUUCUUUAGAAGUUUUUGAAAGAAACUACACAGGGUACAGCUUAACCCUCGUACCCAUUUCUAAUAAACCUUCAGUAUUGAUAUUUUUAAUACUUGAGAUGAAGAUAGGCAUUUUAAAAUACAUUUUACUGUUGUAUUGCUAUAAAAUCGACAAAUGGCCUGAGUCAACGUAACCGGCAAAUAGUGAACACAACAUGAGAGUUGUGUGAGAUGACAUGAGAGUCCAGAGGGAGCUGGGAGUAGAGCCGCUGCUCCUUCGCGUUGAAAGGAGCCAGUUGAGGUGGUUCGGGCAUCUGAUUAUGAUGUCUCCUGAGGUUUUCCGGGCACGGCCAAGGAAAGGAGAAGGAGACCCCGGGGUAGACCCAAAACUCGCUGGAGGGACUACAUGUCCAAUCUGGCCUGGGA
Molecule: messenger RNA, 7386 nt
Organism: Lampris incognitus (smalleye Pacific opah)
Lineage: Eukaryota; Metazoa; Chordata; Actinopteri; Lampriformes; Lampridae
Gene: parp14rs3
Product: poly(ADP-ribose) polymerase family member 14-related sequence 3
Exons: 26
Coding region: 66-6242 (2058 amino acids)
Biological process (GO): negative regulation of gene expression
Cellular component (GO): nucleus; cytoplasm
Molecular function (GO): transcription corepressor activity; NAD+ poly-ADP-ribosyltransferase activity
Source: RefSeq, a predicted model, not a curated record